AUGAGUAGCCAAGAUGACGAAGGAACCGGAAGCGGCCUCCGGGUGGUGGCCAUGGUGCCGUAUCCCCCUGAAUCUUCUCCAGAAACACCACAAUCCACCAUGGAAGAUGUACCAUUAGAUGAUGUACCAUUAGAUGAUGAUGCUUCACCAGAGAGUCCUUCCUCCGACGAUCAGGAGGAUGAUCUUUCCACUAGACCUGUCCAUGAAGAUACGACUGUCACUCCGUCGCCUCCACUCCUGGAGAAGAGUCUGGACUGUGGAGAUACCGAGUUGGCAACACCCUCUCUUCGAAUUGUGGGCAUGACGACCUCCACACGCAAAAAGGUGGUCUGUCCUCCUUGGACUCAUGUGACGGAAGGUAUUCUCCACAAGGCCAUUCGUCGAUCCGUCGUAGCACUGGGUUCCUUGGCGGCCCGGAAUCCCAAACGAUGCAUUGUCUCACUCACCAUACUGGGCUUUUCCAUUUGCAUCCUGGGCUUUCUCACCAACUUUCGCAUCGAGUUGGAUCAGAAUGCCUUUCUGACGCCACAAGGCAGUUUACCCGAUUUGCACAGCGAUUGGAUCAACAACACUCCCGAAAGUGGAUUUGAAACCCUCCGAAUCUUUUGGAUGGCCAUACACAGCGAUAGCCACAAUGUCGUCACUGCCAAGGCCAUGCGACGCGCGUUCAUAUCGAUGGAUGCCAUUCUGACGGCACCCAGUUAUCGUGCGGUUUGCUCGCAAAGUCAACAAUUUCGAGACUUGAAAACCGAUCAACCCACCUGUCGUAUCUCGAGUCCGACACAAUUCUGGGAACACAAGUACGCUCGAUUUCACAAUCAGUUGACGUAUGUGCCCGAACAAGAACAAGAUGAGUAUGUCCGCGAGUACAUUUCCAACACCAAUUAUCCGGAUGGCACUCCGGUGUUUCAUGAAGCCAUCCUGGGAAACUACAACUUCAAAUCUGUUACAAGAGAGGAGGAUGGCGGCGUAGUUCAACGUCUCGUCGUUUCCGAUGCAGAGAGUCUCGUGUUCAAGAUUGAUAUACCCGAUCUAGGUCCUGCCACGGACCAGUUGGAACAGCAGAUUCUCGAACGAUUGCUCAAACUCAAGGAACUCUGGUUGGAAGAGGAUGCAGCCGUGAUAGAAUCCUUCGAAGCAUCGGCGGAGGUUAGCUUUCCACCCGUCGCUCGUCUCGAGUUUUUUACCCUCAAUGCAUACGAGCAGGAGUUCCAGAGAGCCAUCGACCAAGAUAUGCCAUUGGUACUCUUGUUGAUUGCCGUCAUGGUGUCCUUUACGUGUGCCGUCUUUUACAGACGAAAGGACAUGGUCCAGAGUCGAGGGUUGUUGGGGCUCUUCAGUUUCGGGACCAUUGGACUCAGUUUGAUCACGGGCUAUGGGCUCAUGUUUCUGUUCGGGGUGCCAUUGACAUCUGCCGGAUCCAUGAUUCCGUUUGUGGUGGUCGGCGUCGGUCUGGAUGACACGUUCAUCAUCACGGGAGCCUAUUUUCGCCGACGGCGUGAAGCGGCAGAAGAAGCCAUGCAAUCUACACAAGAGAGGGAUCCAGAGGCGGAGACGAUCCGAAUCAUUGAGGAAACACUAGAUGAAGUUGGAUUGUCGAUUUCCAUGACUACAAUUACAACUUUACUCUGCUUUCUGGUGGGUACUGUCACCACCAUUCCAGUGGUACGAUGGUUGUGCUUAUAUGCUGCCACUACCAUUGGAGUGGACUUUCUGUACCAGAUCACCUUCUUCAUUGCAUGGCUCACUCUGGACGAACGACGAGUACAAGCAAAUCGCAAGGACUUUUGUUUCUGGGUCAUUGUCGAGGACGACGACGAAGCGGAGGACGCUGCCAGCUUGAUCAACUACCCAGACAAUUAUCGAGGAUCCGAAUGUCAUGCCAUUGAUGAAAAUGGAGAAGACCGGGAGAACCACGAGACGAGUCUUUCCAAGGCAGAAUCAGAUCGCGGCUCGCGGACAAAAAGUCCUAUUGGGCCAGAUUCGGAGUCAGCCAAGUCCGGCCAGUAUGAGGUCAAGCUAGAUGCAAAAUACGAUCGCAACGCCUACUCCCCAGACAGCAAUUCGAUUGCUAAGGACUUGGAGGCGAGCAAACCCGUCAAAAAGUCAGAUUCGACGGAGCAGACCUCUUUAGCGGCGUCGUGUUCCCAAGCGCCAGCUGAACGCAAACAGCUGGAUCGCAACUUCAUGGAACGCUUAAUGAGCUGGUAUGCAGAUCAACUCUUGAAGCCAUACGUGAAAGCCAUUGUGAUUGUGGCGUUUGCAGUUUACUUUGCUGGCUGUGUCUACUCGACAACCCAACUCUAUCAAGAGUUCAAUGUGGGGGAAUAUGUACCAAAAGAUAGUUUCCUGACGUCGUUCAUGGAAUCCUUCUCACAAUACACAAGCAUCCAGCGGUUUAUUGGAGUUUACUUCCGAAACGUGGAUCAGUCGGAUCCUUACAUCCAACAACAAAUGCUUCAGUACGUGGAUGACUUGGCUUCGCUACCCGAAAUUGGAGAGCCUCCCGCUUUCUUCUGGCUUCGCGACUUCCCAGAUCUAGCUGCGAGUGAUGAAGCCCGGGAGUUUGGACUGAGCGAGAGCAUUGCUGAUCUCAGCUUCAAUACCCAAAUCGACUUGGCGCUUCAAAUACCCCAAGUUCGUCAGGUGUAUGCCCAAGACAUUGCUCGAGACGAGAGUGGCAACAUCACAGCAUCGCGUACUUUCUUGUACUUGCGCAAAAUUGACUUGCACGAUGUGAAGGAACAGAUGGAAAUGUUGAAUACACUGAGAGACAUCACUUUGUCACAGCCCAUAAACCAGGGCGGCGGCGACCUGUCUUUCUUUUCUUUUGACGACUUGUACUUCUUCUGGGAGUUGUACGACAUCACUGUUGAAGAACUGAUCUUCACCACAGUCUCAUGCGUAGUCAUUGUCAGCGUGGUAGGCUUUGUCCUCAUUCCGCAUUGGUCUGCGGUGCUCUUUGUCACCCCGUUGAUCAUAAUGCUUUAUUUCGACCUUUUGGGUACAAUGCAGUACUGUGGAAUCAAGAUCAAUAGCAUCACCUACUUUAUCAUUGUCAUGGCCAUUGGUUUGUUGGUGGAUUUCCUGAUGCAUAUGCUUCUUAGAUAUUACGAGACCAGAGGCACAACAAGGCACGCUAGAGUGAAAGAAAUGCUGGAGACAAUGGGGUCUUCCAUCUUGUUGGGCGGUUUCACCACUUUGUUGGGAACUAUGCCAUUGGUGUUCUCCUCUACCAAAGUUUUUAUGACUGUUUUCAUUUCGUUCGUGGCCAUGGUAUCCCUGGGGUGUGCCGUGGGAGUGGUACUCUUGCCAGUGUUGCUAUCUCUCGUGGGUCCUGUUGACCAUGCUUUGACUUUCGUGCCGGCAACACCGCACACGACACUGACGUCCUCCCCAAGAACAGGAUCUGACCUAUCGUCGCCCGCAAAUGCCGAUUGCCUCUCCAAAUACGAUGACCAGCCGGCGACGUCUCCAAGACCAGCAUUGGAAGCGUCUCCUGUGAAUACCGGAGAAUCGCUAUCGAGCUACUACCAAAGUGAGCAGCCAACGUCUCCAACAACAGCAUCGGAAACAUCGACCCCUGCUCAGUGCGAAGAAUCACCGAUGCAUUGUCAAGAACCUGAGUCUUCUUCAAAUUCAGCGUUGGAAACUUCUUCUCCUGUGCGUUUGAUCGAGUCUCCUGCUAGUGCAAGUGGCGCGGAGACGUCUCCUGUCGCCACCAAUACGCACGCAGCAGCAAGACAGUAUGAAUCAAGGAACGACAUUCCCGCCUUACUAUCGCCGUAUCAGAACGAGCAGAUUCGAAGGAUCCAAGAUCAGCUACGAACGACUCUAACUUCUCCAAGUUCUCUUUUGUCCGAAGCAGCCACGACAAGCGACGAAGAACGGACGGUACUCUCUAGGAGCUCGUCUAUGCUUUGCUGCGGAGAAUACGCCAUCGACUCUGUCGGGGACGAGCAAACUGUGAAAGUGACAAGCUUGGAAAGGCAGACUAUGUGA
This is a messenger RNA of Seminavis robusta, 4002 nucleotides long. The record is from the annotation of a GenBank genome assembly. NCBI's taxonomy places the organism in Eukaryota, Bacillariophyta, Bacillariophyceae, Naviculales, Naviculaceae.